Messenger RNA from Verticillium dahliae VdLs.17, 852 nucleotides. RefSeq lists its product as uncharacterized. Lineage: Eukaryota; Fungi; Ascomycota; Sordariomycetes; Glomerellales; Plectosphaerellaceae. The coding region runs from base 1 to 852 and encodes 283 amino acids. The record is from RefSeq and is a predicted model, not a curated record. The transcript is spliced from 4 exons.
AUGCGGGAUGCGAGGCGAGGUACCCAGGACAUGGCAGGACCCUCGCUCGAGGAGGGCACAACAGGAUGUGCCUUGGCGCAGCCAAAUCCAGUCAUCAAACAGGCAGGCAUCGCGCAAGCGGGCAAUUCAUGGGUGGGGAAGGGGGGGAAGGGGGGGAAGGGGGGAGUGCCGGCCCAUCCCAGCCCGUACUUGGCCACCUUUGCAUGGAGGGUAGGGGCACAAGGCAGGAGGGUAUACUGGAGGGUUGCUGACCGCGUCCGAAUCUGGCCUGCCGAGCACAUCCAUGCCGACACUCCCCUGGUGCCUCUCAUUGGUGCAGUCGAGGCUGUGCUGGAGAGGAAGGGGGGGAAGGGAAGGGUGCGCAAGUGGGCAAGGGCAAGGUGCGGGAGAUGGUUGGAAGUGCCGCUGGUUGCCUCUUCCUUCCUCUUCCGCAGCGAGGUUCGCAAAUUGGUGCGCCACAAAGGAUCGAGCAGACGUCUGCUUUGCCUCAUUCUCACUCACACUCAUCCUGUUCUUCUCCCCAAAAAGUCCUACGGUCGCAAAGUCCUGUUCUUUCUCAGCCCCCACGGCCCGACACGUCUCAGACGGACCGGUCACCAGCCUCAACAGCGCCAAGGAGGGACUCGCAGCCUGGAGGGAUUCUGGUUGCGCGAUGCGCGAUGCGUGAUGUGUGAUGCGCGAUGCGCGUUGCGAAAUUGCGUGGGCGUGAUUGCGUACCCCCGUGAUUGCGCCACUACGCAAAUGGGCAAGCUCCCGCCCGUCACUGCAGGCACCCAUCGGCCCGGCAGCGGCCCAAGGACAAACGCAACGGCGCCUACCGUGCACUACAAGGAGGUCUAUGUGUACCUAUGA